Messenger RNA from Sardina pilchardus (European sardine), 5958 nucleotides. It is a transcript of the gene nin, whose product is annotated as ninein (GSK3B interacting protein). The transcript has 29 exons. The record is from RefSeq and is a predicted model, not a curated record. NCBI's taxonomy places the organism in Eukaryota, Metazoa, Chordata, Actinopteri, Clupeiformes, Clupeidae. Gene Ontology annotation, biological process: centrosome localization; microtubule anchoring at centrosome; centrosome-templated microtubule nucleation. Gene Ontology annotation, molecular function: calcium ion binding. Bases 282 to 4781 code for a protein of 1499 amino acids. Gene Ontology annotation, cellular component: pericentriolar material; mitotic spindle pole; centriole.
UGACUAGACGGGAAUAUCUGUAGCCGUGAAUGGAUCACGCCAAACCGCUUCAAAAAACAAAGUGCUGCUGACUUUAUUGGCGUUAAGGGAGAAUACAUGUUUUACGUGGACAACGGUGGCUACAUUAAGUUUGGCAGGAAUCCGUCCUGACUUAGUCUUGAAACAACAGUGAAGUUUGCUAUAUUUCUUCACUGGACCGACGGAGUGCAUAGUUUGCUGGAAAGGGGCGCGAGCAUCACCGAUUUCAAAAUCCCUCGUGGGGCGGGGGUCUGUCCUAUGGGAUGGAUGAGUCUCAGCAGGACCUGUAUGAGGAGCGACUGAAGGAGGUCUUCCACAGCUUCGAUGCCAGCGGCUCGGGCUCCCUCAGCCCUGAGGAGCUCACUGACCUGUGCCAGUCCCUGCAGCUGCAGGAUGCUGAGCCCAUCCUCCUCAACACCCUAUUACAGAACCAGGAUCAGCUGACAGGCAGGGUGGAUUUUGAGCAGUUUAAGAAUGCGUUGAUUCUGGUGUUGUCCUCGUCUAUCGGAAACCCAGCCGAGAGUGAAGAGGCGGCAGCACAAUCAGACUCACCUGUAGACUCUCCGGAGGUCCAUCCCAAGUUUGUGAAGGGGACUAAGCGUUACGGCCGGCGCUCCACCCCAGAAUUCAUCGAGGGCAUCGGGGAGUUCUCCGCAGCGGCCUCAGAACAGGAGGGAGGGCCGUCAGAGGGCCAGGGGGCUGAAGAAGAGGGUGAUGAUGAGGAGGAUGAAGAGAAUGAGGAAUCCGAAGUACCCAGGAAACGUGAGCGCUGGAACACUCACGGAAGCAGCCCAGAGGAAUAUGAGGCUGAGGGUCAGCUUCACCUGUGGAACCCGGAUGAGCCUGGCACGCCCCGUGGCUCUAUGUGUGUGCCCAUCUCCGAGCGGCAGGAGGAGCGCCUGCAUGCCGCCUGCACCGAGCUGGGGCUGCCAUGGGACCAGCCAGCCACGCAAGAACAGCUGUUCAUACUCUGUCAGCACCUGGGCCUGGAGUUGAAUGAUGACCUGUUGCAGUGUCUGGAUGUGGAGGGAGACAUGAACGUGUUGGACUUCAUGCGCUACAUCAUUAGCCAGAGUCAGCCCCCCACCCCCUCGUCCUCCACGCCCUACCGACAGCUGAAACGCCAUCACUCUACACAGCCCUUUGAUGAGAGUGGUCGCAGGACGAGUAUCGUCACCAGCACCAUUGGCCUGCGUCUCUUCUCCACGCUGGAUGAUGGCACGGGACAUACAGCAGCAGAGGAGCUGGUGGAUGCCUGGAUGGACGAAGGCAUUGAAAACAGUCCAGAGAUUCUUGAGGCUCUGGAAUUCAGUCUGGAUGGGCGGGUGAAUCUGAGCGAGCUGACAAUGGCUCUGGAGAACGAGCUGAUGAUGUCGACAAAAAACAGCAUCCACAGGGCGGCGCUGGCGAGCUUCAAGGCAGAGAUCCGACACCUUGUUGAGCGUGUGGACCUGGAGCUGCGGGAGAAGCAGAAGAUUCGCUCUGAUCUGGAGAAGGCUGAGAAGCUCAAGUCCCAGCUGGCCACUGAGGUGGAUGAGCACCACUUUGCCAUCGAGCGCCACAAUGAGCUCAACCUGCGUAAGCUGGAGCUGGAGCACAAGGAGAAGCUGGCGGCGCUGCGGUCAGAGCUGACCCGGGAGAUGGAUCGGCUGCAGCAGCAGGCCAGCCAGCAGCGCGAGGAGCUGGAGGCCGACAUGGUCAAGAUCCGUGAGGAAGAGGCCUUCCUGCGGGAGCAUCUCGCCCUCACAGUCAAAGAAAAUGGCCGCCUGGAAGCGGAGCUGCUGGACAGCACAGAGAGGCUUGUGGAGGCUGAGAACCAGGUCAGCAAGCUGCAGAAGAACAUGGACAACGUCCUCAAAGAAAAGUUUGGAGACCUUGACCCAGGAAGUGCAGAGUUCUUCCUGCAGGAGGAUCGUCUGCGACAGCUUCGCGGCAACUAUGAGCUCCAGUGCAGAGAGCUGCAGGAUCGUAUCGAUGAGCUGCAGGCCCAGCUGGAGGAGUUUCAGGUGGUUGGCCGCGCGCCCGCACCCUCCUCACUGCUCUCUCUGUCUGAUGAGCUCGAGGACAAGAGCCCGGGCAUGGACUCGGACCAGGGUAACGGCUCUUGUCUGGGUCCAGAGGAGAGUCAGCCCUUUAACAUGUCUCUAGAGACAGAAAUGAUCCUGGAGCGGCUGAAGGAGCAGCACUUUAGGGAGAUGGCGUCCGUCAAAGAGCAGGUGAGCGAGUACCAGCAGCGUCUGGAGGAGCAGCAGGCGGUGCAGGAUGAGCUGAGGAGCACACUCUCCUCUCAGCACCAGGAGGAGGUGCAGGCCCUCAGGGACGAGGUGGCGCUGGUUCUCUCUCGGGCACACAAGCUCCAGAAUCAACUGGACCAGGUGGAGGAGGAGCGAAUGAGUUUGGAGGAGAACCAGGUUGAGGAGCGAGAGGCUCUGGAGAGGCGACACCAGGAGAGGAUGUCCUCCCUUCAGCAGGAGCUUGAGGAAUCACUAGCUCAGGCCGGUGAGCUGCAAGAGCAGCUGAAAACUGUGGAGGCGCGUCACACAGAUGCUAUGGAGAAGUUGGAGAAAGAACAUGAUGAGAAGAUCCACCAACUGGAGCAGCAACAAGAGGAGGCAUUUGAGACCAGAAUAGAGGAGGAGAGGCAGAGGCUUAAGGUAGAGAGGGAGGAGGAGGAGAAGAGGAUAUUGGACAAGUGGGAACAGGAAAGGGAGCAGCUUCAGAGGAGCCACGAGGAGGUGCUCGUUGCUCGGCUUGAAGAAGCAAAGACUGCAUUUGAAGAGGAGAGUAAGGACCUCCAGAGGAGGCUUACAGAGGAAUGGGAGCAGGAGAAAGGCCAGUUAGAAGGGCAGCAUAAGGAGUUGAUUGAGGCCCUGCUGGUGGAGGAGGGAAUGAGGCUCCUCAAAGAGCAAGAGCAGAAGGAGGCCAAGCUCAGGGAGCAGUGGGAGGAAGAGCGAGCUCUUUUGGAGAACCAGCAUGAGGCCUCCCUUCAGGACUCUCUGGCAAAGGAAAGGGAGCGACUCCGGGAGGCUGAGGAGGAGAUAGAGAGGAGGUUGUCGGAUGAGUUUGAGAAGGAGAGAGCCCAACUUGAGGAGCAGCAUAAAUGUGAGCUACAGGAGAGGUUGGAGGAAGAGAGGGUCAAACACCGGCAAGAGAAGGAGGAGAUGGAACGGAGAUGGCAGGACAGUCUGGAAGAGGAGAAGGCCCGUUUGGAGGAGAAUCACCGAGAGGCGAUUCAGGAGCUUAGCUCCAAACAUAGCGAGGAGCGGGAAAGACUCAGCAGCCUGCUGGACAAACUCAGGGAUGACAUCGCACUGGAAAGAAGCGAAGCAGGACGCCUAGCGGAGGAGAAUCUUGUGUUGAGGCAUAAAAUCUCUGCCAUAAAGGAAGAAGAUGUCCGAGAAAGUCAAGAGGACAUGCUCAUUAAACUGGAGCUUUUUAGGAAAGAAAAGGUUGCUGCUCAGAAGAUGGCCGAGUCAUUCAAGAAACAGAUCUCUGAGUUGCGAGUGCGCGGGCUGCAGCUGGAGGAGGAGAACGGGCUGCUGUCGCAGAAAAACGACCAGAACGCCGCAGACGUCCAGGAGCUGAGCGUGCAGCUGGGAGAUCUGAUCCGGCACAGCGAGAGGAGGGAGGCCGGACACCAGCGCGGCGCACUCUCAGCCAGGGAGAGGGAGGAGAUGGAAGCAUGCGUGACCGCCCUGGAAUCGGAGCUAACCAAAGCCCAGGAGGAGAGUGCUAUCCUACAGCAUGAGAAGGCCCUGCUCUCACGACAGCUCUCCUCUCUGCAUGGACAGCUGAAGGAGGGAGGUGAUCUGGCCAGUGCUUUGUCCAGAGCCCAGAGACUACAGGAAGAGAAGGAGCUUCUUAAAGAGGAGCUGGCUUGCUGUGUAGAAAAGGUGGCUAAGCUGGGGGCUCUGGAAGGCCAACUCGCCCAUCUGCUGCAGGAGAGGCAGGCCGCUGAGAAGCAGGUGCACAGUCUGCGCAGCCAGCUGUCCAAAACGCAGGAGAAGAAUCAGGCACUGGAGAGCACCCUUCAGAUGGUAAACCUGCAGACCAGUCGCCUCAAAUCGGACCUCAGAGUCACACAACAGGAACGAGACUCCCUCAAACAGGAAGUGAUGUCACUGCACCAGAAACUGCAGAAUGCCAAUGACAAGGUCCAGCUGCUGGAGGUGAGCCUGCAGGCCAGUGGCUUCCCGGCCCCCCAGAGGCAGCUGCUGAGCGGGGAGCUGAGACGCCUGCUGGAGCACGACCAGCAGCUCCUGCAGCAGGAGAACGAGAGGCUGCUGCGCGAGGUACAGCACACCAAGGGGGAGCUGCAGAACACGCGUGAAAAGACCCGUCAGCUCGAGUCAACUGUGUUGGGUCUGAAGCAGCGGCAGCAGCAGAGUCAGGCGGGGCUGUUUAAGGUGGUGGAGCAGGAGAAGGCUUCCCUCAAACGGGAGCUGGACGCCCUGCGCAACGAGCUGCUCUCAGCCCAGAACAAGGUUUGUGAGCACAGUGAAGAACAGCUGCAACUGGAGACUCUUAGGCAGGAGAAUUCAGCACUAAAAAACAGGCAGACCCAUCUGGAGGCCCAACUACUCGAGGCCCUGCAGGUUCAGCUGGGAGGGAUGCUUCCGCAGUCUCCGGUCAGGUUGCCUGGGGAACGCAGAGGUCAGCACCGCGGCGAUGAUCACGGCCCUGAUUUCAAUAUCCAGGGUGCAGUGAUGGCCGAGCCUCGCGGAGCUCACAGUGACGGCUACAGGAGGAGUGGAGGACUGUGACAUAACUUCCUUCAGACUGGCUCCCCAAGCAACACAACCACACACACACGUGCACACACACACACACAUACAUACACACACACACACACACACUUGUCCCGUGAAGACGAUUCCCUCCUCUCCUGGUGGACAAUUAUUUAAGUUUUAAGAGGAUGAGAAGGGAGAGCAUUACCAUGUAAUGACGCCGUGUUACCACUAGGCGGAGAGUAAACCACCCUCUGCUGCUUCCUUGAUUGUUUUAACGAAAUUAAAACUACAGUAUGCACAACAUUUGCUGCCUUAACAUCAUGGUUAUAAACAGCUUUUAAAGCAUUUUAAAAAGUUUCUCCUGAGGGGAAAGUGUGCAGUUUUGUUUUAAUGAAUGUACAAAUCAUUGAAUUCUUGUUGUCAGUAACAAUCCUAUAUCAUAGGAGCUGUGUUUCUUUUUUCUUUUAUCUGUGCGUGAGUUUCUAAUAAUGGACUUUUUCAUAUUUGAGGUGAGGCAGGGUAUGCUUGUUGAUUGUACUCAAAAGUGAAUGUAGCACACUUUUUUUGUUUUCAAAAAGAAACAAAUUACCAGUGAAUGAGAUUGUAGCAUCCCAGAUACUCGUACAGUUGUUCUAGCACUGGUUUACUCACCAAGUUUGAAUUGCUGAGCACCCCCUACAAUCCUGUAGUUUUACAUAUUUUAUGUUUGUAGUUAAAAAUUGCAUCUCCAGUUAGUUUGUACACAACUCGACAUACUAGCACUACCACAAGUGAUGUCUAUAGCGUUGCAAUUUUAUUUCACACUGAAACUGGAAACCUUGACUUGAUAAACAGCAUUAUGUUUCUGUAGAUUCUUCAUAACACACUUAGUUAAGCAUUAGGUUAAACAUACAGGCUAUUUUAGUUGGAAAGGUGCAGCCUCCUUCACUGUGAACCAACCUCAUUCCAAAUACAGUGCUCAUCUACAGUAUGUUAAGUGUUCUUUUUUCGUAGUAUGUCUUUGUGGUUUUAUUUAUUUGAAAUGUUUGAUCAUAAAUUCACUUAUUACUUUAAUUUAUUCAUUUAAAGUUUAUGUGUAGAGUCUCUUUUAACUGUAACUUUGUAGAAGUUUAUUUUUUAUAACUAUUUAUUUUGGUUUGAUUUUUAUGUUAUUUAUAGAAUCUGUGCUGUGUGUUUUGUUUACCCAUGACCAUCAAGACCAAAUAAAGUG